CUUAGGAAAUAAGAUUAUUUGUUUUAAGACUUUGCUGGCUUGUUAUGGACUUAAGAGUUGUGAUUAGCUAGGUGUUCAUUUCCAAUUAAUUCAUGAACCAUUUUUAAUUUAUGAUGCAGUCAUAUCAAUGAGUCCCUUGUCUCUCACGAUAUUAGCCAGGGGCCUGCCAGUUGCAACCUACACAUGUUUUAAUAGACCUUUAAGAGACCUGAGUCUCAAAUGGCUAAUGCAAUGUGAUGGGCUAAAGACAUUACAUGGCCCGUAAGGAUGGACAUCCGCAGCCUCAUUAUUACAUCUGAUGCCUAGUAUUUUUUGUUAUUACAUUUGAUGCCUAAUAUUUUUCAAAGUGGAGUAUUUUCCACCCCAACCUAUUUUUAUCAGUGUUUAGAGAGAGACAUAGACACUCUCACACACAGUCGAGCAGAUGCAGAAACUACAAUGUGCCAAGGAAGCCUUAUUUCCAUCUCACUUUUUCUUCUCUUUCUUGAAGACCUGUGGGGCUGAUGUAGCAGGUUAUCUUCUCUGCAAUGAAGGAAAUCCACUAUGUUGUUGUGAAUGUCGACUGAAGUCUGCCAGUGCCAGUGUUCUGCUGAGCUUUCACCAUCUCUCCAAAGACAAUGACAGCAGGCUUGGACGAGUGGCAGCUCGGUUGAAUGGAAUGAGCUGCAGAACUAAGGACAAGGACGUAAUCCACAAGAGUGAGUCACGCUUGGCUGACAGUUGGGCUGAUGUGUCAGCAGGUGGCUCCUCCCCCUCUGCCCCUGAGGAUGCCUUGGGGCCCUGCUGUCCUGAAUCUGACCACCUUUCUGCUCCUGUGGUUCCCUCUGCAGCUGGCCAGGGCUCAGGCGCUGUGGGCAUGAUGAGGCGUGGGACCAGCCUGCAGAGCCGCCGCAGUAAAGGAUCCGGGUCUGGGAGCGGAGACCGCGAUCCUCUGCUGAAAGGUAGCCCCCAGGCCCCGCACCGCCGCCACACCCACGAUCCACAGCAGCACAUCAGACGUCCACGUUCCUCUUCCCCUGGUGAAACCACACCCAGCAGCCCCACACCCGGAUGCACCGGGGGCGAUGUGGUGCUGUCAUCAGGUUACCACUCCACAGAGGAGACGGACAGGAUUGAGCGGCUGGAGGUGAGCGGGCUGGGACAAACCCCCCUGGCUGUUUCAUGCGGCGCAGACUGUUCAUUCCCUGGAAGUGACGAUGGCACCCCAGACCCUCAGCGCACAAAGCAAGCAAUCGCCCAGCUGCAGCAGAAAAUCCUUAAACUCACAGAGCAAAUUAAGAUCGAGCAGACAGCCAGGGAUGACAACGUUGCAGAGUACCUCAAACUAGCCAACAAUGCUGACAAACAGCAAAGCACACGCAUCAAACAGGUUUUUGAGAAAAAAAACCAGAAGUCGGCGCAGACCAUCCAGCAGCUGCAAAGGAAACUGGAGCACUACCACCGGAAGCUGCGGGAAGUGGAGCACAACGGUAUCCCACGCCAGCCCAAGGAUGUUCUGCGGGACAUGCAGCAGGGCCUGAAGGAUGUUGGAGCCAAAGUCACAGGCUUCAGUGAAGGCGUGGUGGACAGCGUGAAGGGAGGCCUCUCCAGCUUCUCCCAGGCCACCCAUUCUGCUGCUGGGGCCGUCGUCUCCAAACCUCGUGAGAUUGCGUCGCUGAUUCGUAACAAAUUCGGCAGCGCUGAUAACAUCCCCUCUCUUAAAGACUCUCUUGACGACCCCUCAGUUGAAGAAGGUGUGACUGGGGCUGGCGGACGUUCACUGGGCAGCGUUGGGCAUCACCUCCAGCCCAGUCCUAGGUAUGGUAGUGAGGAUGACUGCUCUAGUGCUACAUCAGGCUCAGCGGGGGCCAACAGCACCACAGGUGCCCCCGGAGGUCCCCCAAGUUCCAAGGGCAACACACUGGAGAGGAGUCAGAGCUCCAGUCUGGACAUGCUACUGCAGGAGAUGCAGGAGCUGAGGGAAGGCCAGGCAAGGCUGGAGGAGAGCCUUGAUGGUUUGAAGAGCCACUAUCAGAGGGACUACACAGUUGUUAUGCAAGCACUUCAAGAGGAACGCUUCAGGUGUGAACGUCUGGAGGAGCAGCUGAACGACCUGACAGAGCUUCACCAGAAUGAGAUCCUUAACCUCAAACAGGAGCUGGCCAGCAUGGAGGAGAAGAUCGCCUACCAGUCCUAUGAGAGAGCCAGAGACAUACAGGAAGCAUUGGAGGCGUGUCAGACCAGGAUCUCUAAGAUGGAGCUCCAACAGCAGCAACAGCAGGUCGUCCAGUUGGAGGGGCUGGAAAAUGCCACCGCCCGGACCCUCCUGGGAAAACUUAUCAAUGUGCUGCUGGCCCUUAUGGCUGUCCUUCUGGUCUUUGUCUCAACUGUGGCCAACUGUGUGGUCCCGCUGAUGAAGACGCGCUUGCGCACACUCUCCACCCUCCUCCUCAUCCUCUUGCUGGCCUUCUUGUGGAGAAACUGGGACGCUCUCUCGGGGUACACGCACCGCGCUCUGCAGCCCCCAGGAUGACCAGAUUGAAGCCAGCACAUGUUGCUUUGGUGACACCAGGUGAUGUAACUUUAGCUGCAAUCAUGCAGGAAGUUUGAAGAAUGUGAUUGCCGUCAGAAUGGCUGUGUGGCCAGGCACGGGAAAUACGGCCGAGCACGUAUGCACGCGGAAUCAAGAAAAAGUGGAAGAAACAGAGUAAAAGUUGAGAACACUCAUGAUUGUUAUUUAGCAAGGGCGAGACUGUUUACAUUUUUAAAAAUGAACUAUUGUGUUGCUGUCUCUCAUAAUGCAACAUUGUACUGUUUUUAUCUUUAGAGUUUAAUCAAUUAUAAUGUUAUUAUUUCUAAUAAUAUUAUUAUUUUUUUCAAUGUUAUUUUAUUCAGUACCAUGUAGCACUACGCUCUUCUCGCUCUACAGGACGGGGAGCUUAGUCAGGAAACUGGGUUGGCGAUUUGCUCCAAAGGCCCAGUCCAAUUGUUGAGACAUGCCAAUGGGAUAACGUGGUUGAUUGCCUUUAGGAAAAGAACUUUUACCUAGCUGUGAUUGGUAGAUUUGAACCAACAAGUACAUGUAUAACAUGUAUUUGAAGUUGGAUCAAAACCUUCCUGGGAGUUUCUUGCUGUGAUAGAUAUUUGUUCUUACAGAACAUUUUGAAGGACUGAUCAUGACCUUUGAGUGUCGGAUGACUAAACAAGUUUUGUGCUUCCUUACCAUUUCUAAUAGCAAAGAUCACAUGUUUUUACUUAUUUCCUUUUUUAAGUAAAACAAGAACUGUGUUUAAUGGGGGGGGAGAUUAUAACUGAAACA
Etheostoma spectabile (orangethroat darter) is the source of this 3298-nucleotide messenger RNA. RefSeq names its product transmembrane and coiled-coil domain family 1a (gene tmcc1a). Gene Ontology annotation, cellular component: endomembrane system. The record is from RefSeq and is a predicted model, not a curated record. The transcript has 8 exons. Bases 425 to 2512 code for a protein of 695 amino acids. NCBI's taxonomy places the organism in Eukaryota, Metazoa, Chordata, Actinopteri, Perciformes, Percidae.